Molecule: messenger RNA, 1808 nt
Organism: Phialemonium atrogriseum
Lineage: Eukaryota; Fungi; Ascomycota; Sordariomycetes; Cephalothecales; Cephalothecaceae
Product: Abscisic acid G-protein coupled receptor-domain-containing protein
Exons: 1
Coding region: 312-1427 (371 amino acids)
Cellular component (GO): membrane
Source: RefSeq, a predicted model, not a curated record
CGGGCGGCAAGGAGGCGCGGGCGGCGGCGCUGAGGGUGGCUGUCGUGCCGGCGCUGCUGGUGCUGCUGGUGGGCGUGGUGCCGCUCCUGGAGAUCCGGAGCGUCGUGGCCGGGGCGGCGGGCUGGUGGUCGUCGUCGCUCCGGAGGGCGCCGAGAGUUGCGUGGGCGCUGCAGGGUCUGGCGUUUGCGGGCUGGCUGUGCGUGUUCUGGUCGCUCGGCAGGGCGGUGCCGGCCGUGGCGGACGAGGCGGACUACCUGCGCGGGAGGCGGUUCGGCGGGGGCGAGGGCGAGGGCGAGUUCGACAGCACGGGGAUGACUAUUGGGAGGGCGGAGGCGAGGGCCGAGUCGGUCGGGGACGUGCUGGGGGGUGGGGGGCUGACCAGGGCGUGCCUCGAGAGGGUCGGCGUCAUCGGCAUCUCGCUCAUGGCGCUGCUCUCGGGGUUCGCGAGCGUGUCUAGCCCCUGGCAUACGUUUGUGGAUGGGAGGUCUUACAGGCGGCGGCCCGUCACGGAUGCGGACAUCGCGAGGAAGCAGGCCGGCUUGGAUGCGACGGGCGAGAUGUUGCAUAGCAAGCGACAUCGGUUGCGGGUGCUGGAGAGGAAGCUCGCCGCGUCGGCGGAGGGCGGAGCGGCUGCUGCACCGGGGUCGACCGGCCUUGUGGGCAGGAUGUUUGGCUCGCUGAAGAGUAUUGGUGGCGGCGGCGGCGGGGAUGCCGGCGAAAUCCGGGCGCUGCAGGUCGAAAUCUCGGGCCUCGAGACCAUGGAAGCCAGCCUCUCAUCGUCGCUGUCCCUCCUCCGCAGCAAGCAGGCGGCCCACUCUCGCGACGGCACGGUGCUCGGCCUUCUCCUCUCGCUGCCGAACUACGUCUUCGGCGUGUACUGCAUCUACCGCAUCCUCGCCACGUCUCUCACCACGUUCCGCCGGAUCUACUACCCGACGGCGUCAUUCAGCUCCUCGGACCCGAUCAACCGCUUCCUCGGCCUUCUGGCCAGGCACUGGGACCCGACGCUCGACCAGACGGCGUGGGCGCGGCAGAUCAGCUUCCUGCUGUCCGGGGUGAUCCUCGCGGCGUCGGCCAACUCGGCCAUCCAGACGGCCCACCUGUUCGCCAAGUGGGCGCCGGGCCUGCUCCGGCAGGCGCGGGCGAACCUGGCGCUGGCGGUCGGGCAGGUGGCGGCCACGUACACCAUCAGCGCGGCGCUGCUGCUGCGCAACAGCCUCCCGCGCGAGGUGGGGAGGUCGGUCGGCGACGCGCUCGAGAGCGCGCUCGAGCCGGCGUUUGUGGACCGCUGGUUUGAGGGCUGGUUCCUCGCCGCGAGCGCUGCCACGGCGGCCGGGAUAUGGGUGGGCGGCAAGAUCGGGGCGAGCGGCGACUGGGACGAGUGGGAAGAUUACGGGGGGGAGGAGAUGGGGCAGAAGAGGUCCUGAUGAUGGACUGGGCCUCCGUCUUUCUCCCUUCCCCUACACUCCCCUCGUCUCUCGCUCUCCUCCCCUUUUCUUAUUUCUACAUGUUCUCUCUCGAGUUAUUGUUAUGGGCAAAAACAGGUCUGGUCCGACCGAGAAUAUGGAUUUGGCGAAAGAUUUUAAGGUUCGGAGAACAUAGGGGUAAUACGGCAGGAUUCAGAUAGGCUCGGAGUUCAAAGACUGGUGGGUUUGUACAGGACUAUGGAUUUUGCUGGCUACUUGUAGUUGGGCUGUCGGUAUAUGGAUCUGGAGCUGUUUUGGGCUUCAUGUAUAUGUUAGAAUGUGUUUGUAGAGAUCUAAAAUCAUCAUUUCAAUGUUGGCAUAGUUGUCAACCUUUCGAUCAAA